Eremothecium gossypii ATCC 10895 is the source of this 864-nucleotide messenger RNA. RefSeq names its product coatomer subunit epsilon (gene SEC28). The record is from RefSeq and is marked provisional. Gene Ontology annotation, molecular function: structural molecule activity; protein binding. The transcript has a single exon. Gene Ontology annotation, biological process: endoplasmic reticulum to Golgi vesicle-mediated transport; retrograde vesicle-mediated transport, Golgi to endoplasmic reticulum; intra-Golgi vesicle-mediated transport. The coding region runs from base 1 to 864 and encodes 287 amino acids. Gene Ontology annotation, cellular component: COPI vesicle coat. NCBI's taxonomy places the organism in Eukaryota, Fungi, Ascomycota, Saccharomycetes, Saccharomycetales, Saccharomycetaceae.
AUGGACUACUUCUCGGUCAAGCAACAGUUCUACACGGGCAAUUACAGGCAGGCUCUGCAGGAGGCCGAAAAGCACAAGACGGAUGACGACACGGUGGUGUACUAUAAGAGUAUGGCGCAACUGGCGCUAAAAGAGUACUCUAAGGGCAGCGGCAAUGCAGGACUACAGGCGGUGUUUGACGCUUACGUGGACUGCAGAGAGUCGGGGGCGCUGGACAAGCUCAAGCAGGCGGCCGAGGCGCACCCGGGACCAUACAGCGCGAACCUGGUGGCGUGCGCGCAGGCGGCCGGCGGCGACUACGAGGGGGCGCUGGCGACCUGCAAGGACGGCGACGCCGCGGAACUGGUGCUGACGGCGGUGCAGGCCGCGCUCCUGGCCGGGCAGCAGGCGGCGGCAGCCGCGCUGUUUGAGGCGUACGUGGCGGCACACGAACAGGCAGGCGAGGACGAGAUAGUGCUGAACACGGCCGAGGCGUACCUGAACUUUGCGCGCAGCCGCGAGGCCAUGGGCUCGAACUUUUACUUCUUCGAGGAGUUGUGUCAGACGUUCCCGAGCUGGCGCUCGCAGCUCGGGCUCCUGAACCUGCACCUGCAGCAGGCGCACCUGCCAGAGGCCCGGGCAAUCAUCGACCUGCUGGAGGACGAGUACUAUGGCGCGAUGGCUGGCGCGGCGGCGUUCCGCGCAGAUCUUCUGGCAUGCAAGAUCACAUACGCGGCCAUGAAUGGCGACGAGACCGCGGCGCUGCGCGCAGAGCUGCAGGAGCUGGACGCAGCGCACCCGCUGAUCCAGAAGCACCUGGAGAACGACGCGAGCUUUGACGCCAUUGUGGAGAAGUACUCGUCGUCUAUACAGGACGCUAAGUAG